Messenger RNA from Racocetra persica, 1763 nucleotides. The record is from the annotation of a GenBank genome assembly. Lineage: Eukaryota; Fungi; Glomeromycota; Glomeromycetes; Diversisporales; Gigasporaceae.
GAGGGCAUUUUGGACAUCGAAUAGAUCAAGACAUAGCAUUUCCAAGUGAAAUUUUAGAUAUUAUUUGCCAGGAUAGAAUAGACCAAACAGUUUCAUGUCAGUAUAAUGAAACCUUAGACAAAAUCGAUGAAAUGGAGCGAAAUCAACAUUCAGGGAUAAUUAAUCUUCAAAAUACAAACGAAAGAUAUUUCGAAGCAUGUAUGAAAGCUUAUUUAGCAAGUGAAGAGGCCUGUAGACAGGGUCGAAGAGCAAGAAAUCUUCAUGAUGUUAGUAGGCUACAAUGCUUUAAUAAUAUACUAGACUUCUCUGGUAUAAAUUUUCCAUCCACAUUACGUGAUAUCAAUAUAUUCGAAGAAAAUAAUCCAAAUUACGCAAUAAAUGUGUUCUAUCCUGCGCCAGAAAAAAUGAUAAAAAGCAAGCAACUAGAAAGAGAGGAAAAUUUGAGAAAUCACCGUAAUAUUAAUGAAAUCUCUCCAGGAUUAAAUACUCAUUACUGUCUUAUUAAUGGUGAAAAUGGAUGGAAUAGGAUCAUGCGAAAUUGGAAUAAGCAUCAUGGUACAACUGCCACGGUUGAAAUAAUCCUAAUGCUAGGCAAAGAGAAAUCUUCCCAAAAAAAGGCAAUAGAAAAUGUACCAUUUUAUUUUGUUAAAGAUCUCGAAGCAGAUAGUGAUCUAGUAGAGAAUAACAUUAUCAAUGAAAAGACUCUUAAACUACAGAAGCAGAAGCCUAAUAGUUAUAGCUAUGCAUUGAUCAAAACAGAUAGGAAGCUUGCAAAAAAAAUUGUUAGGCGAACUUCAAACUCAAUUGCAGAGUUAUGGGAAAGCAUGCAACGAGACUUGGAAGAAAUUAUCAAGCCAAAGUUGCGCAAUCCAGAAAAAAUAAAAAUGACAGAAUGUGAUUGGCGAACACAUAAUUCUGCCAGAAAAUGUUAUAUAUGUGAAGGUCCUCUACAUAAAACCCGAUAUAAUAAAGUAAAAUAUUUUGAUACUUCCAGAAAAUUCAUAGGUGCAUCACAUUAUGGCUGUGUUAAAAUCAAAUGUGAGGCCACAGAAGAAAAACUUGCAGAGGCUAUAUAUCAUACAGAAGGUUUAAGUAUAGAAGAAGAAAAUAUAUUCAAAACAGCGUCUAAAUGUUGUAUAUGUAAGAUGAAACUUCAUGCUGAUAUAAAUAAAAACAAGGUUAGAGAUCAUGAUCAUUUUACUAGAAAAUAUCAUGGUCUAGCACACCGUAGCUGUAAUCUUCAACUCUGUAUUAAGCCAGAUGAAAUUAAGAUCCCAUUAAUAUAUCAUGGUGGGAAGCAUUAUGACUUCCAUCAUGAAAUACGGGAAUUAGGCCUAAUCAACUCUUGCCAAUUUCAAUUUCCAUUAUUAGAAAAAGUAGCAAGUAAUUUGUGUGGUCAAAAAAAAACCCAGAGCAAUUGGCCAAAUGUUUUCCAAUUAUGGACAGAGUAUUCCUUAGCAUUUGCUUUCAUUACUUAUACAAAAAAUCAAAAGCAAUAUGACCAUGCGCAGAAAGUAUGGGAGGAAGCAAAGUGUGAAACAUUCAGGAAUUAUCAUGAUUUAUACCUCAGAACCGAUGUUUUAAUAUUAGCAAACUCAAUUCAGCGUUUUCGAAUAACAAUGAAGGAAGUAUCUGGACUAGAUCCUUUGAACUAUAUAACAUUAUCAUCAUUCGCAUUUGAUAUGGCAAAAAAGAUAACUAAGGUCAAGCUCGAAUUAUUCCAUAAGGGGCAGAAGGAUAUGCAUGAGUUUAUUCAACGUUGA